Messenger RNA from Mercenaria mercenaria, 716 nucleotides. RefSeq lists its product as uncharacterized. The coding region runs from base 114 to 674 and encodes 186 amino acids. The record is from RefSeq and is a predicted model, not a curated record. The transcript is spliced from 3 exons. NCBI's taxonomy places the organism in Eukaryota, Metazoa, Mollusca, Bivalvia, Venerida, Veneridae.
GUACAUUCAUCAUUAGUACUUGUUGAUGUAAAUAUUUAAGCGGUAUACACACUUCAGUACAGUUCCUUCUAACUAAAGUCUUGUUACUGGAGACUUCGAAAAGGUAAUUAGUCAUGAAGACCGCAUUAGUGAUGGCCGUAUUACUAUCUGCCGCUACAGCGCAACCUUUUGGUUAUUAUGGUUAUGGUGAUGGUGAUGGUGAUGAUUUUCCUGGUGGCGAAGAUGACUUUGGCUUUCCGGGAGGUCUUUUCGGUGGCAUUGCUCCUGGUUAUAUUGGUGGCUAUGCUGGUGGCCCUGCCUAUGGUUUUGCUGGUGGCGCUGCUGGUGCCUUUGGUUUUGCUGGUGGCGCUGCUGGUGCCUAUGGUUUUGCAGGCGGCUAUGCUCCUGGUUAUCAAGGUGCCUAUGCUGGUGGCCCUGCCUAUGGUUUUGCUGGUGGCGCUGCUGGUGCCUUUGGUUUUGCUGGUGGCGCUGCUGGUGCCUAUGGUUUUGCUGGCGGCCCUGCCUAUGGCUCUGCUGGUGCUUAUGGCUUUGCUGGUGGCCCUGUUGGUGCCUAUGGUUUUGCUGGCGGCUUCGCCUAUGGCUCUGGCUAUGGUUUUGACGGUGGCUAUGGCAAUGGCUAUGGCAGUGGAUAUGGCUACGGUUUUGGUGUUGGUGGUGAAUUCGGAGACAAUUAGAGCAACCGACAGCACAGAACAUCUCACCUUGGCAACAUUUGU